Molecule: messenger RNA, 1278 nt
Organism: Neurospora tetrasperma FGSC 2508
Lineage: Eukaryota; Fungi; Ascomycota; Sordariomycetes; Sordariales; Sordariaceae
Exons: 4
Coding region: 1-1278 (425 amino acids)
Cellular component (GO): COP9 signalosome
Source: RefSeq, a predicted model, not a curated record
AUGGACGACCGCAAAUUAGCCUUCUUCACGGCUAUUGAGGAUCAAGGCGGCGUCAUCGUCAAAGGACGUACACGGUUCGAACGUCUUUUCCAUAUUGGCAGGAGCUCGGUACCGCUAUGUGUCGAUGCACUCAAAGCUGCUGUACAGGAGGCCAAGGCUGGCAGCGACAUUCUUAGGUACCAAAUGGCAGUCAACUCCCUCUUCCAAGCAGCUCCCAACGAGCCCGAAGCCUUGUUGGAUAAGGCAUGGAUGGAAUCCAAGGAAAAGGAGAAUCGAGACACUACGGCUCAUCUACAAGCCGAGCUUCAAGGUUACAAGAAUAACUUGAUCAAAGAAAGCAUCAGGAUGGGCAAUGAGGAUCUAGGGAAGCACUUUGAAGCUAUCGGCGAUGUCGAGGCUGCCAUGGAUAGCUUUUGGAAGAUGAGGACGGAUGUUAGCUCGACAGAACAGCUUGUCGACCUUGGGAAGCUCCUUGUCCGAGUGGCGAUUGAACGCCGCGACUGGAAAUCCAUCGGCAAUCACCUGAAGCCCCUCAAUUCGGUAAACGACUCAGACCCGAAAGCCAAAGCCCUCAAAACGUACAGCAAGAUUGCGAAUGGCAUCGCGGCGCUAGGUCAGGAACGCUACAAGGAGGCGGCGUUUUGCUUUGUCGAAGCCAGCUCCGGCGUGCCUCCCGAGAUUUACAACCAGAUUGCCAGCCCGAACGACGUUGCCAUCUACGGCGGUCUGUUGGCGCUUGCCACUAUGGAUAGGCACGAGCUGCAGGCCAACCUUUUGGACAAUGACUCUUUCCGCGAGUUUUUGCAACGAGAACCACAUAUACGCCGGGCGAUCACACAAUUUGUGAACGGCAGGUAUGCGGCGUGCAUAGAGAUACUGGAGUCAUAUCGACCAGACUACCUCCUCGAUAUUUACCUGCAAAAGCACGUGCCCAAGCUGUACGCCGACAUCCGCACCAAGUCCAUCGUCCAGUACCUUAAACCCUUCUCCUGCGUGAGGCUGGACACAAUGCAGAAGGCCUUUAACGGACCGGGCCCCUCGAUUGAGGACGAGCUGUUUACCAUGAUCAAAGACGGGAAGCUGAACGCUCGGAUCGAUGCCAUCAACAAGUCAAAGGCACUCCAGACCUUGGAGAAUUACGAGAAACAAGCCCUUGACAGAAUCCGGCGCAUGAACAUCAUGGCUGCCGAUCUUGAAGUUAAAGGUUCUCGCAAGCCUGGAGGGAUGAACGACAUUUUGUUCAGCAUGACCACGGAUGACACUGCGAGCUUGGCCUAG